AUGGACAGAUCAGGCAGCAACCGGUGGAGCUGUCCCAGCUCAGACUCCGAGUUCUACAGCGUUUCCUCGCCAGAGACGGUCUCGUCGGACCCAUCCGUGGACCGGAGCUUCUCCCCAACCGACCGGGUCGCAUGCUCCCAAUCUGACAACCCGCCUGCGGUCCUCCAAGGUGCGAUCAAGAGGAAACGCCGACCAAGGCUGAAGAACCCAAGCGAGCAACGGCAGAACGCCAGCGAGAAAGAGAAGUUGAGGAUGAGGGAUCUGACCAAAGCUCUUCAUCAUCUCAGGACCUACCUGCCUCCGUCGGUGGCUCCCGUGGGCCAGACGCUGACCAAGAUUGAGACGCUGCGACUCACCAUCCGCUACAUCUCCUUUCUGUCCGCUCAGUUGGGUCUCAGCGAAGAAGAGCUGACCCACAGGAAACAAAGCCCAUGUUCUCCGGAGAUUUUGGGAUACUUUCAGUGCAGCUCCAGGGCUGGACAAUGGAGCGAGAGGGGGCAGGGUCACUGUGAUGGACAGAAUCAGGGAGGUGACGGCUCCACAGGACAAUGUGUUGAGACGAAUGUGGAGCAGUACAACGCAGAGCAAAACUUCUCAGCAAAUAUAGAAAGCUUCCUUCAAUCACAACAAAGUGUUCAAACCACACAGUCCUAUCAGGUGUACGGCAGAAACUUUGGUUAUCAGCUUGUUCCUCAGGCUUACUGGAGCUGA
Molecule: messenger RNA, 711 nt
Organism: Triplophysa rosa
Lineage: Eukaryota; Metazoa; Chordata; Actinopteri; Cypriniformes; Nemacheilidae
Gene: mespba
Product: mesoderm posterior ba
Exons: 2
Coding region: 1-711 (236 amino acids)
Biological process (GO): regulation of transcription by RNA polymerase II; heart morphogenesis; somite rostral/caudal axis specification
Cellular component (GO): nucleus
Molecular function (GO): RNA polymerase II cis-regulatory region sequence-specific DNA binding; protein dimerization activity; DNA-binding transcription factor activity, RNA polymerase II-specific
Source: RefSeq, a predicted model, not a curated record